CAUUGGCAACACUGGGACAUUUACUCUCCCUCGAAAUAGUCGGUUGGUAUUUUGGUAAAAUAAAAAAUAGUAAUAAAAAAAUAAUAAAAAUAAUGCUGCAGCUGCAGCUGCAUACUGUUCUUUUAUAAUAUGCGUUAUCGUUAUAUUUUCUUAAUGUGAGUGAAUUUUUGUGUAAAAUUAUUAUUGGCAUUCAAAAAGUCAAGGUCAAGUGUAAUAAAAUGGAAGUAAAACAAGGCAGUAGCCAGAAAACAUGUAAAAUAGAAAUAGAGUAUAAUGAUUUGGAUGAUGCUCCUUUGGAUGGCUUUAAAUGUGAAAUUAAGGAUGAAUCUAAUAGGCACGACACAUAUGAUUCUUUGGAUUUAAAGAAAUGUCCCAUAAAUACUGAAAUAGAAAAACAUGGAAGUAAACUCGACCCAUUUGAAGAAGAGGAAAAAACUGAAAAAAGAUAUCUUCAAAAUGAAAAUAAAAUGGAGAUUACGGAGAAACUCAUUGAAGAUUCGUCUUACCAAGGAAAUGAUGUGACUCGACAUACUCAAGGGAAAACAUUAAAUAAAAAUGUAACAGUUGUAACUGGCGAUAGGUUUUAUAAAUGUGAAAUUUGUUUUAAGCAAUUUAGUAAAGCAGGUAAUUUGAAACAGCAUUUGAGAGUGCACACUGGGGAAAAACCUUACAAGUGUGAAAUUUGUUUUAAGCAAUUUAGUGUAGCAUGUACUUUAAAACAGCAUUUAAGAGUACACACAGGAGAAAAACCUCACAAGUGUAAAAUUUGUUUUAAGCAAUUUAGUCAAGCAGGUAAUUUGAAAGAGCAUUUGAGAGCGCACACUGGGGAAAAACCUCACAAGUGUGAAAUUUGUUUUAAGCAGUUUAGUCAAGCAGGUUCUUUGAAACCACAUUUGAGAGUGCACACUGGAGAAAAACCUCACAAGUGUGAAAUUUGUUUUAAGCAGUUUAGUCAAGCAGGUUCUUUGAAAACACAUUUGAGAGUGCACACUGGGGAAACUUCUCAGAAGUGCGAGAUUUGUUUUAAGCAGUUUGCUCAUACAUAUCAAUUAACUGUUCACAUGACAGUUCAUACAGGAGAAAAACUUCACAAGUGUGAAAUUUGUUUUAAGCAAUUUCCUAGAGCAUGUACUUUAAAAGAUCAUUCAAGAAUACACACUGGAGAAAAACCUCACAAGUGUGAAAUUUGUCUUAAACAAUUUAGCGAAGCAGGUACUUUGAAAAAACAUUUGAGGGUGCAUACUGGGGAAAAACCUUACAAGUGUGAAAUUUGUUUUAAGCAAUUUAGUCAAGCAGGUGCUUUGAAAGGACAUUUGAGAGUGCACUCUGGAGAAAAACAUCACAAAUGUGAAAUUUGUUUUAAGCAAUUUCGUACUGCAAGUGAUUUGAAAAUACAUUUAAGAGUGCAUACUGGAGAAAAACCUCACAAGUGUGAAAUUUGUUGUAAGCAAUUUAGUCAAGCAGGUCAUUUGAAAGAGCAUUCAAGAAUACACACUGGAGAAAAACCUUACAAGUGUGAAAUUUGUUUUAAGCAGUUUAGUGUAGCAGUUCAUUUAAAAAGACAUUUAAAAGUGCACACUGGAGAAACACCUUACAAGUGAAUCGCUUAUUUGAGAAACCCCACAUGUCCAUAAAUAUGACAGUUUGACUUUUUUAGCUUAACAAUAUAUUUUCAUAUAGACGCAUAAUUUAAAGAGAAAUCACACAUGUCCGACCCAUAUAAUAGUUUCAGCACUAGUUUAACCCUGCUGUCCUGUUCGGGUCUAUUUGACCCAAAAAAUAAUUUAUUUCUUAUUUUACAAAUUAUUACGCAGAGUAACGAUUUGGUGUUUCGUGACCUUAUUCACUAAUAUGAGGUCUUUCUAUUGCAUAUGAGAUAAACAAUUUACUUCCUGAUUUUUUUGAUAAAAAUGAAAUUGUUACCUAGGGUACGUUCGGGUCAAUAUGAUCCGCAUAUUUAAACCGUUAAAAAUUUCCUGUGUAUGUGUGUUUAGUUGGCAGUAUUCUAUAUUGGCAGUACCUGUGUGUCUGUCAGCCGGAUACGUCUCUAAAUAAAAACAGGUUUCUGCAACCUAGAACUUGUAAAAUAAACUGUAGUAUAGCUGGACGAUGUUGCAAACCAAAUUAUAAAUAUGACCAAUAUGGACUGACAGCAUGGCUUUGGAACCAACUGGAAAGACAUGAAUAAAGUUGGUUUCCAAGAAUACCUUGGUCUUUUAGUUUUAGCUCGAGUUUAUAAGUCCCAUGGUGAAUCCACUAAAAGUUUGUGGAAUGAAGAAACGGGUCGUAGUAUAUUUCAAUCAACAAUGUCGCUUGAUAUGUUUACAAAAAGUUUGCAAGUAAUACGUUUUGAUAACAAAACUACUAGACAGGAUAGGAGACGUUUUGAUAAACUUGCUGCAAUACGUGAAAUUUAGGAAACAUAGGUUGAAAAUGUUACCGUCGAUAAGCAACUAGUUGCCUUUAGAGGCCGCUCUCCCUUCAAAUGGUACAUUCCAAGCAAACCAGCGAAAUAUGGCACACAAGUUUUGGUUUUAUGUAAUUAUGAACAGUAAAACUUCUUAUGCUCUAAAAUUGCAGAUCUAUACAGUAAUGCGUGUGAUGUGUGACUUGAGUAGUGACUUGGAAGGCCACAAUAUUACGUGUAAUAACUUUUUUACAUCGUAAAAUUUAGGACAAUUUAUUCUAAAACAAAGUAGAUACAAUUCCGGGGACUAUCAGUAAAAUAAACCGGAGCUUUCAGCAAAAAUCGCGAAUAAAUAAGUUCAUAGCUCGUCUUUUUUGUUUCACGCAAGAUACCACUGUUGUUGACAAUAUUCCUAAGAAUAAUAAAAAUGUUCUUAUGAGUACAUAAUCAUAAAUCGAUGCAUCAUGCAUCACUUUCAUCAAAUGAAAAAGCCCCAAAUUAUUUUAGAUUACAAUUCCAAUAAGGCAGCAGUUGAUAUUCUAGAUUAGCUUGUUGGCACGUAUACAUGCGAGAAGAGAUAAAUCACUGGCCAAUGAUUGUUUUUUAUAAUCUUCUGUAGAUUUCUGCCUACAACGCGUUCGUGUUAUGGGCAUCAAUAAAUAUCCAUUGGAAUACCAAUAAACUGACAAAACGGCGAAUUUUUCUUGAGGAAUUGGGAAAAAACUAAUGAAACCAGUCAUCAUUUCCAGAAAAAAUAUACCAAUAACUAAAGAGUCUUACGAACUGGUAAAAAGGACACGAGCAGAAACAAGUAGACAAGAUGGAAAUGCUAAUGAACCGUCUAUGGACGCUAAACUAUAACUCCGCCUGCUAAACGAGCACGCUGUAAACUUGCCCUAAAAACGAUAACAAGACUAAUUAAUGUGUUGUAUAUAUCAUAAACAUAUUUGUAAAAUCCAUUCUUUUUAUUACUGUCCCAGUCGUAAACUGAAUUAAAUUUUUGUAGAUAUUUGUUACUAGGUUUUUUGGAAGAAAAAGAUACCUUUUAUUUUUGUUAAUAAGGUUUAAAUUACAUUAACAACAUAAUUUUUGUUUAAUUAACCAUAAUUUCCUGUUAAUAAAGUUUUGUUUAUUACCAUUAGCUUAUUUUAUUUCGAUUAAGGAGGGUAAAGCAUAGUUGGGUCAUAUUGACCCGAACAGUACAUUUGUGUAGUUGACUCGAACGGGACAGCAGGGUUAAAAUAUAUAUUUAUUUGAGAAACCCCACAAGUCCGGGACAUGUGGUAUUUCUCGAAUAAACGGCUUCUAACGUCCGACGAGGAUCGUUAUGUGGAAAUUAUUCCUAAAAACGUAAAAAGGGACUAAAACAAGUUAUUUAUAAAAAUGAAGUAACUAGAAGUGCAUGUUAAAGGGCAAAGACCAUCUGAAUAGGGAACUUGCACAUUUUUUUUAUUACAUAAUAAUGUUCAGUAUUGUUUAAAAAUGAGAUUUCCAAAAUUUCACGCUUCAAAAACUUUUAAUAACUUAGAAAUACAUAUUUAAAGUCUUCUGCGGUAUAAAAUAAUUCAAACGACCCGUGACGUCACAUAGUUUUACAUUAGUUAUUAUUAUGGUUAUAUUUCGCUGUUUCUAGGUACACGCUAACGUGUACGCAAAUAAAAAAGUUAGGUAAACGCGAAUUAAACUUCAUCAAGCCAGUGACGUCAUUAUUUCGCGUGCUCAGUGACUGUAUAUUUUGGUACAUGCUAUUUUAAUAUGUUUAGUGUUUGUUUGAUAGAAAAAUAUUUGUUAAGGGAAGGGAAGCAGAACCAUUCAGGUGUUUCAAACUUAAUUGUAAUAAAUGAAUGCAUAUAUAAAAGUAUAUAUUUAGGUUAGCAAAUUAAAAAUAUGUAUUUAGUUGACAUGACACAUACAAAAUAUUGUUAAAAUAAUUUUUAUACGUCAGUUAAUUAUUAUAAUCAACUAUUCUAAAUGGGAAAUAAGCCACACUUUAACUAAAAAAAUGAUUUUAUUAACGUUUCGACGUCCAAAUCGGAUGUCAUUGUCAAAAUACAAAAAUUAGUCAGAUUAAAUAAAUUAUUAGAAACAUUUUUUUACUAAGCAACAACAUUUUUGUUUAAUUUAAUAAUAUUUUGUAUUUUGACAACGACGUCCGAUUUAGACGUCGAAACGUUAAUAAAAUCAUUUUUUUAGUUAAAUUGUGGCUUAGUUCCCAUUUAGAAUAGUUGAUUACAAAAAUGCCACAAGGAAAUAGCUUCAGAACAAGUUAAUUAUUAUUGUCAACGCUUUAGGUGUUCCUUUUAUUUUAAUUUUGGACGGUAAUACUAUUUCACUUAUAACUAAAAAAAUAUAUAUAUAUAUUAAUUUAUAGUAUCUUUAACUUUUUCAUACUGUUUUAAAAUGUUGUUAAACUCAUUAAAACAACUAAAUAAUUGUCCACACUGCAUAGUUAAUUUAAAAACAAACACUAAACAAAUAAAAAAUAAGAAAUCUACUAAUCAAUAUUAAAAUUAAAGUGUACACACAACGCGAUUAAACAAAUUCCAGCACUCUGACAUUCUAACUUUUUUAUUUGCGUACACGUUAGCGUGUACCUAGACACAGCCUUAUAUUUAGGCAUAUUCUUCUUCUCCUUCUUUGGUUUAUUGGCCUCCACCUACUUGGGUAUUUGGCCAGCUCGUCGUCGGGAAUAAAGGAAAAAUAUUUAUAUUCUAAUGACAUUUCUCGUAUGUCGUAAUUAUAUAUACCAGUUUGUUGAGAUUGGAGUUUGAUACAGUUUUUGAAGGAAAGGAAAGAAGGUUUACUAUUGAGAAUAAAACCAUUUUGUAAAAGUACAAAUUUUCUAUGAAUAGUUCAAACGAUCAAAAACACUUUUAACGUCACAUAACUGUAUUUUUACUGACGUUUAUAAUGUCUAAUUUAAAAUUGUAUAUACAACGUAGAAUGUAAACAUACAACGGCGUGACGUCACGACGCGUUUUGGGGUGGCUGGUAUAAGUUGAAUUUGUAGUCGUCUUUAGGGGCCAAACGAAAGACAAACAAAACUUUUUUAUCUUUGAUACAGGUUCUAAAUUAUGUUCUGUUGUGAUUUAUACCAUUUUUUUCGAAUUUAAAAUUUUAUGCAAGUUCCCUAUUACAGAGGCACCAAAGUAUAGUAUGUGUCAAAGAUGUACAGUUGUUAAUAUCCACGACCUAAAAACUGGGAAAUCUAUGUUUUAAGUAUAUCUGGGAAAUCUAUGUUAAUAGGGCAGUCAAUGAGAGCAAGAACAGGUUAUUACCUCCGAAUUCUAUCCUACUGCAUGGAUUUUAAUGAAAUUUUAGGAAUAGCCCGAAAAUAUCUCCUUAUUUAAAGUCUACCCUAUGCCGAUGUGUGCUUUUGUCUUGGGGGCGGUCCCCACCCCUUCUCGGGGUUGGAAAAUUUUUUGGUUAAACAACUACGGAAGUUGCUAGAGAACAAGCAAAAAGCUAAUUCUAAGCAAAAACUGUUCUAUAAUUUUUUUUCGAAAACUCAAUACUUUUUGAGUUAUUGGUGGUUGAAAAUUGGCCAUUUUCAUUGAAAUAUAACACCUAUUCAAACGGUUUUUUGCGAAUAUCUUAAAAACAAUGCAUCUAACUAAAAAAUUAUAUAAAACAUUUUUGUAGCUCAUAAAAAAACAAAGAGAUUCGUUCCUUCUUCAAUCUUCUAGUUAUAACACAAAAAGAGAUAUGGUAGGUAAAAAGAGUUUGUUUUUUUGGUACAUGCUCAAAGCAGUGUAUUCAACUUGAAAUACAGUAUUUCUCAUGAUCAUUUUUCAGUGCGUCACAGUUUUUCGAUUUCUUUCUAACGCAUUAAAUUGUAUGUGACAGAAAAAAAGGCACGUCCGUGAUUACAUUUCGUCGGUGACAUUUUUAUAACAUUUAUUCUAGUUGUCGAUAGAUGGCGCCAUAAUAAAAAAAUAAUUUUUUUUUAAUUAGAUAAUAAUAUUACAAAUAUAAUCUGUAUAAUUUAUAAGACUAUACAAAUCAAAGAAAAUACCAUUUUAUAAAUGCAAGAAACAUAUUUGAUUUGUUUUUAUUGCAAAUUGAAAAUAAAAUGUGACAACUGUUAGAUUUAACUAAAAUGUCAUGUUAGAAUAAAUGUCAUAAAUGUGUAUUAUCACGGACUUACCCUUUUUCCUAUCAUUUGUUACGCACUGAAAAAUGAUCAUGAAAAGGACAAUAACACAUUUUAUGUAUAUAAUGCUACCAAUACCUUUUAUUGUACUUGAAAAGUCCUUUCAAAUAAACAAUAUUAAAUGUCGAUUACAUUCAAACUAAGCGAGAUAUGCUGCAAAAAAUUGAUGACUUAACUAAUUUUAAGAAAAAAAUUGAGAAGUAUAUUUAACCCCUCACCCACAAAAAUUUAAAUGCAUCGUUUUCCUUUUACAGUACAUUUUACUACAGUGUCAUUUUUAUGUUCAAAAAGUUGAGCGGGUUUAAAAUGAAUGGUUUUUGAAAAAAACUAAGAUUAAAUUAUAGAGCGCAUAUUUAAAUUUUCUUAAAAAUCUUCUUUUUCUCCAUGUAACUUGAAAAUGAUAAGAGAUACUGUUAUAAAAAGUCAAAUCAAAAUGUUUAUCUAGAAUAAAUCUUCAUUUUUGUAUGGCAUCUUUUUUUGGCAUCUCUUAUCAUUUUCGAGUUACAUGGAGAAAAAGGAAGAUUUUUAAGAACAUUUAAAAAUGCGCUCAAUAAUUUGAUCUUAUUUUUUUCAAAAACCAUUCAUUUUAAACCCGCCCAACUUUUUGAACAUAAAAAGAACACUAUAGUAAAAUGUAUUGUAGAAGGAAAACAAUGCAUUUAAAUUCUUGUGGAUGAGGGGUUAAAUAUACUUCUCAUUUUUUCUUAAAAUACGUUAGUCAUCAAAUUUUUUACAGUUUAUCUCGCAUAGUUUCAAUGUAAUCGACAUUUAAUAUUGCUUAUUUUAAAGGUCGUUUCAAGCACAACAAAAGUUAUUGGUAGCAUUAUACACCUAAAAUCGACCGUUUCUCUGUUAUUUCAAGUUAAAUACACUGAUUUGAGCAUGCACCAAGAAAACAGGUUUUUUUCACUUACUCUUUUUGUGUUAUGACUAGAAGAUUCAUAAAGUAAAAAAUCUCUGUUAUUUUAUAAGCUACAAAAAUGUUUUAUAUAAUUUUUUUUAGUUUGAUGCAUAGUUUUUAAGGUAUUCGUAAAAAAACCGUUUGAAAAGGUGUUAUGUUUCAAUGAAAAUGGCCAAUUUUCAACCAGGAAUAACUCAAAAAGUAUUGAGUUUUCGAAAAAAAAAAUUAUAGAGCAGUUUUUGCUUAGUAUUAGGUUCUCUAGCCACUUCCGUAGUUAUUUAAGCAAAAAAUUUUCCACCCCCGAGAAGGGGUGGGAACCGCCCCCAAGACAAAAGCACACAUCGGCAUAGGGUAGACUUUGUUUCUUGGGCUAUUCCCUACUUACUGUGAAAAUAUCACGUAAAUCGAUAUAGUAGGAUAGAAUUCGGAGCCACAUACCCUCAUUGACUGCCCUAUAACUCCAUCAAGGAUUACUAUUUCCAUAUUUUUUUUUGAUAUAUGUGGUGGUCAGAAUAAGAACUAUACAGUUUAGCACUUACAGACCUCCGACGAUUUCAAAGUGUGAACCAGUAGAAAUUUCCCCAUAAAGGGACAUUUCUACAUGCCAUGUGACAGGGAUUUUGCUAUGGCGAAGAAAAAACUUAAUAAAAAGAAUCACUUUUUUAGUAAAACAUUAUGUUUCGUUGUUUGUCAGUUUAAACACAAAAAAAAUUUCCAUAUUAAAAAAGAAGCCGCAUCUCGAUAAAAACUGGCUUAUCGAAAAAAUAUUAGAAGGCAAAAAAGUUUUAGAAACGUUGUGUUUAACUAAUGGUACCACAAUAAUUAAUUAAUUGGAACGUACACAAAAGUGGGGUUUAAGGGAACAAAAUCCCCAUAAAUUUUUUAUGGGGUGGACAAAUUUGACUAUAAUUUUGUUUUAAGUUGUUCCUGCCAUAAGAAUGAUACAUGUCCAUUUUCAAUAAAAAAUCUCUAAUAGUUUUCGAUAUAUUGAAAAAAAUCGAUUUUCAUUUUGUAACUUCAAAGGGCUGUAACUUUUUUUAUGAGCACAUUUGUACUAAGGUAAGUUAGGUUCAAUCGAAGUAUUUUUGACCCCAGAGCGUGUGGUAUAAUUUAUAACCAAUCUUUUCGGGACACCCUGUAUAAUAUAAUAUUAUGUACGAAUAUAAUCUGUACAAUUUAUAAGACUAUACAAAUCAAAGAAAAUACCGUUUUAUAAAUGCAAUAAACACAAUUGAUUUGUUUUUAUGCCAAACUACAUAUAAAAUGUGACAACUGUCAGAUUUAACUAAAAUGUCAUGUUAGAAUAAAUGUUAUAAAUGUGUAUUAUCACGGACUUAACUUUUUUUCUAUCAUUUGUGACGCAUUGAAAAAUGCUCAUGAAAAGGACCAUAGGCAUUUUGUAUAGUUAUUCCGAUAUAAAAAUAACCUUUACCUACUUUAUUAAAUCUAUCAUUAUAAAGUUACAACCGUUACUACAAGCUAUAGUUAUUCCUACAUCUGACAUUAAUCAAGUCUCUGUCAAGGUCCAGUGGCUAACGGCAUCCUGGUGACAGCCAUGCUGACUUGUCACUGUCAUGGCUAUCACUAUUCAGCACUCCAGCUACCUUAAUAGUACGCACUUAAGCGUAACAUAUUACAUCUCCCCCUUUUUACAAAUUUAGUUUUAAAGGAGGUUUAACAACUCUACCUGACUUAGUUCUGCAAAUAUCAGAUUGCUCAGUUACAUUAUUUUGUAUGUCAAGAGAGGUAGGUGAUUCAGCCCUUGUCAGCUGUGUUGAGGUUGAAGGUGCUUGAUCUAAACCUGCAUCCUCAGUAUCUGUAAGUGUUACAGGUGGUUGUGACUCAAAUUUAUUCAGAGAUUCUCUUAUAUCUACUCUAUUGCGACGGACAAUAUUAUCAUGCUCAUCUCUCAAGAUAUAAGAUCUUGGGACUUCAUGCUGUGACAAUAUUUGUGCUGAUUCCCACCUCUUUUGACAUCGAUUCUAUAUCACCACAUCUGUGUCAGGUUCCAAACACUUUAAAUCCUUAACACCCUGGUUAUAGUCCUUCACAUAUAUAUUUCUCCUUUUACUCAAUUUUUCGUUUACAUCUAGACAAACUGAUGGUUUUAGCAUCUCUUACAACCGGCAACUUAGUUCUACAGUGUCUACUCAUUAAAAGCUGUGAAGGAGUAUAACCAAUAUGCUUAAGGGGUGCAUUUCCUUACUGUAAGAGUGCUGAUUCAAUGUCAGAACUGUCAUCAACGGACUUCUUAACAAUACUCUUGGCAAUGGCUACACCUUUCUCAGCCAGUCCAUUUGAUCGUGGAUAAUUGGGGCUUCUAAACUUAAUUUGAAAAUUCCAUUCUCUGGCAAAUUGAAAGCUAUUAAACGGAACAUUAUCACAACAUACAUAGACUGGUGAGCCAUGUGUAGCAAACAUUGACCUUAAAACUUGAAUGACAGAACUGACAGAUUUGUCUCUUAUUGGGUGAAGCUCUAUCCAGUUUGAAAAAGAAUCAUAAGCUACUAGAUAACUUGUACCAUAACAUGUAAAAAUGUCAAUGCCAAUUCUUUCCCAUGGAUUUUCUGGUAAAGGGUAUGGACAUAACGUUUCCCUUUGCUGCGUUGGUCUAAAUUUUUCACAAGCUCAUUCCUGGCCAGUAAAAAAUUUGCCUGGCUCUAGAUUUUGACUUCUCAAUGCCAAUAUGACCUUCAUGCACCAGCCCUAACAUUUCAGAUCUCAAGCUUUUGGGAGUAACAAUCUUGUUGCCAUAAAAUAACAAGUCGUCACAGACACAUAAGUUGUCUCGGAGUUUAAAAAACUUACUAACUGUCUGUGGAACAUCACGCUGGUGUUCUGGCUAGUGAUGUAAAUUUUCCGGGAAGAUUCGAACGCCGGAAAGUUUCCGGAAACUUUCCGGGAAUAUUGGAAACUUACGGAAAUAUUGCAUUUUUAUUAAAAUUAUUAUUAAUGUAGUUUAACUUCCCUGCUCUAUCUAUAGUCAGUCUAUUUCUUCUUUUAUUAUGAAUGAAAGAGUAUGUGCUAUAAAUACGCUCUGUUUCAGCGUAGUAUCUGGUAACCCCAGUAUUGUAAUUGCCAAAUCUUUUAAAGAAGUUUUGGUGCAUAUUCCUUGUCACCAGCUUAUACAAUAUACUGAUCGUGCUGUAGCCAAUUAAAAUCCAUUGACCAAAGGUCUGCUUUUGCACAGAAUUUUGUUAGUUGUGUAAAAAUAUUUUCUUUUUUGUCGAUAAACUUGAAACGAUUGGUUAAUAUCUUGUCUAUACACUGCAUAGCUAACAUAUGCUCUUCACCAGUGAGGCUUUGCCCUGUUAAAGACGAAUCAAGUAAGUUUGCAGCAUAGUGCACAGGCAUCACUGCCAUUUUUUUUCUUUUUUCUAAUUUAGACAACCAUUCCUUUUCCUUAGACUUACUGAUUGGAAGUAAUGGAAUAUUCUCGGUAAAACUAUUUUCUGUAUCCUUAAAUGCCUCGACAACCGGGAUAUUUUAAUCGUUAAAGCACUUUUAGACGCAAUAAGGUUUUUUAUACAAUUGAGGAUUGAACCCCAUCAAGUUUUUACAGGAAGUUUUAAUGUUAUAACUAAAGCUCGGAUUUAUAGGCAACAAAAAUUGAAGAAAAAGGCGCCUAUAUAGGCAAAGAUUUUUAUUAAAAAAGGCAGGAAUAUUAACAUUUAGGCAAAAUAUAGGCAAUAAAGGAAUAUAACUUAUUAUUUAUAACCACUUAAAAUUUUAUCAUUAAUAGAAACAACUAAAUGUUUUUCAAUAUUUUCGGUCUUAAAACUAUGUCUUCGAUCACUUAAAAUUAAUUUGUACAUUGAAAACGAACGUUCGACAUCGACAGAUGUAAUUAGAGCAUAUUUCAGAGCGGAUAAUAAAUCUGGCAUAAUUUGUAAUUCCUCGGAAAAUGUCCCAUUCAAAACUUUAGCAACAUUAGAUAAAAACGAAAAACCUUCAUUCUUGUCGAAAACAUAUUUCAUUUUUUUAAAAAUUAAUUGACCGUUACUUCCAGGUGCCGAUUUAAUUUUCGUCUUUAAAUUAUCUAUUAAUUUUACUGACUCACAUAAAUUUAUCUCUUGUUUUUCUAAUAAGGUAAUUGUGGUAACUAUUAAUUUAUAAUUGUCAUUGAUAUAAGCCAGUUCCUGUUUCAAUUUGGGAUUUUUUAAUAUUUUUUUUGCUUCUCGAAUGGCUUCGGAAAUAUCAUCAUCAAAUUCUGACAUAACUAAUUCUAUUUCAUUGCAGUGUUCAAAGUAAAAAAAACUGCUUCGAGCCAGGUUCCCCACCUUGUAAUUACUGGUUUAGGUGGCAAAGGGACACCGGGAAGUCUUUCUUUAUAUAUUUGCACCCUCAACGGAGCCUUACAAAAACUUUUUUCAUAAAAUUUAUAAAAUUAUUUACCAACGGAAACAGAUUUCUUAUUUCUUCAGCAAUUCUAUUUACCCCGUGGGCUACACAAGUGCAAUGAAUUAAAUUAGGAUAAAAAAUCUUUAAAUUAACAGCAGCUUUUAACGUAUAUGCCGCAGCAUCUGAAAGCAUUAAAACUAUUUUAUUCACUGGUAUAGGGUUGGGUAAAAAGAGGUUUGUUAAACUAUCUUGUAUAAAUCGACUUAUUGUUAAAUUGUUUGUUUUUUCCAAUUCUUUAACGGCAACUAAAUAAGGUUUUCUCGCAAAGUUUUCGUUCAAAAUUCCAAUCAAUAAAUUAGCUAUAUAUUCUUGUUCUCAUGAUCAUUUUUCAGUGCGUCAUUAAUUAUGACGUCAUAUACUGUAUUGGGUGUGUCGAGACUUAUUUCAUGUAAUUAUUGACGAAUCUGACAGAUGCCACAAUCGUACUUAGCCAUAGGUGAAAAGCUUGUGGAAUUAAACUAAUUAGUAAUUUAGUAGAUUUGAUUUUUACACAAUAUGUUAACAUGUAGGUAUUUUUUAUAAAGGGGAAUAAAUAAGCCAUGCUCUGGGAUACAUUCCCAAAGCUUGGAGAAGGGCAA
Molecule: messenger RNA, 12440 nt
Organism: Diabrotica virgifera virgifera (western corn rootworm)
Lineage: Eukaryota; Metazoa; Arthropoda; Insecta; Coleoptera; Chrysomelidae
Product: zinc finger protein 235-like
Exons: 2
Coding region: 219-1601 (460 amino acids)
Biological process (GO): regulation of transcription by RNA polymerase II
Molecular function (GO): RNA polymerase II cis-regulatory region sequence-specific DNA binding; DNA-binding transcription factor activity
Source: RefSeq, a predicted model, not a curated record